GAAAAAUUUCAAAAUAUUUAGUUCAUUUGUUCUCUCCAAGUAGGUUUUUUGUACCGCCGUCAGUUGUCAAACUCGAUGAAUUCCUAACGUUCCUAACCUUACAUUACAGAGAAAAAAAUGAAUUUACAAAAAUUAAUACUUUUUAGAGCGCCCAGUGUCCACAUUUUACAAUCAUGCGGUAUGAAACACUUUCCACCGCCCCCAAAUUACGACCAUAUUCAAAUACCCGAGCGGCCAAAACUACGGUUUAUGGACAAAGUCCCUUUUAUUCCCCCCGGAACGAAAGCCCCCAAAAUGCAGAAAAAACUGCGCCUCAUGAGGGGCCCCGAAACCGUACACAACUUUCUAAUCCAUCAACAAUACGGAAUUGUGGCUUUGGGGGGUGGUAGACUAAAAUGGCCCCAUUUUGAAAUGAUGCGCCUUGCCAUAGGCCGCAAAAUAGAUCCUGAUAGAAUGUUCGCAAUCUGGCGAGUUGAUGCCCCUUGGCAGCCUGUCACAAAAAAAGGCCAAGGGCAGAGGAUGGGCGGCGGCAAAGGGGCUAUUGAUCAUUAUGUAACACCUAUAAAAGCUGGACGAGUCAUUCUAGAAGUGGGUGGAAAAUGCGAAUUUGAGGAAGUAAAGGGCUUUCUGCAUGACAUUGCAAUGAAAAUGCCGUUUCAGGCAAUGGCUGUGUCUCAUGAAAUGUUGAAGGAAAGAAAAGAAAAGGAAAAGUGGGAGGAGGAAAACAAUCAGAAUUAUUACACCAUGAAAUAUUGCAUGCAGAAUAAUAUGGGCGGGUGUCACAAAUGGAUGUCGCCGUUUGACUAUAAAUUCUUAGGAAAAUAUUUGUAAUGAUUUUUAAGUGAAAUGAAACAGUUGAAACACAAUUACAAAUACUUUAUUUUA
Molecule: messenger RNA, 885 nt
Organism: Tribolium madens (black flour beetle)
Lineage: Eukaryota; Metazoa; Arthropoda; Insecta; Coleoptera; Tenebrionidae
Gene: mRpL16
Product: 39S ribosomal protein L16, mitochondrial
Exons: 5
Coding region: 118-831 (237 amino acids)
Biological process (GO): mitochondrial translation
Cellular component (GO): ribosome; mitochondrial large ribosomal subunit
Molecular function (GO): rRNA binding; structural constituent of ribosome
Source: RefSeq, a predicted model, not a curated record